ACCCGGCCUUACUAGCUGCAUUUAUAAAACGCUGAUACUCUUCCACCACUCCUGCACCACUCUUUCCGUGGACUGUCGUGAACUCCAUUGCGGUUGCUAGCAAGGAUUUUGGCAUAUACGUUAGAGAGUAUUACACAGACUAGCACCAUGCAACUGCAAAUUCGUGGACAAGAAACAACUGUCGUUGAAUGUGAAGAAAAUGAGAAAAUUAAACAUAUAAAGGAAAAGAUUGCUUGUCUCCAAGGUAUUGAAGACGAGUUCCAUCUUCAUUGUAAUGGAAGUUUAUUAACAGAUGACAUUUAUGUAAAUGAACUUCCAUCAGAUGUACUUGAUUUGAUUGUACCUUUACGAGGAGGUAAGGUUCAUGGUUCUUUGGCACGUGCUGGUAAAGUAAAGGCUCAGACACCUAAGGUUGAAAAGCAAGAGAAGAGCAAAAAGAAAACUGGCCGUGCUAAACGUCGCAUUCAGUACAACCGCAGAUUUGUCAACGUAGUUCAAACCUUCGGCCGUCGACGUGGACCUAAUGCCAACACAAAUUCAUGAAAUGUUAUUAUUACAUAAUUUGUUACAAUAAAUUCAGCGAAUAUGCCAUAAGUAAAACAUCA
Messenger RNA from Monomorium pharaonis (pharaoh ant), 605 nucleotides. RefSeq lists its product as uncharacterized. Gene Ontology annotation, cellular component: cytosolic small ribosomal subunit; ribosome. The transcript is spliced from 5 exons. The record is from RefSeq and is a predicted model, not a curated record. Gene Ontology annotation, molecular function: structural constituent of ribosome. The coding region runs from base 148 to 543 and encodes 131 amino acids. Gene Ontology annotation, biological process: translation. Lineage: Eukaryota; Metazoa; Arthropoda; Insecta; Hymenoptera; Formicidae.